UCCUCGGAGCUGCUCGGGCUGCGCGCGGAGCGGGCUCCGGAGGGAAGUCCCGAGACAAAGGGAAGCGCCGCCGCCGCCGCCCGCCGCCCGCGCCCGCUCGGCUCCUCCGCCUCGUCCGCGACGCUCGCCGGGGCCGCGGCCGCCCGAGGGACCGUGAGUAUGUCGGGGAUCGCCCUCAGCAGACUUGCCCAGGAGCGGAAAGCUUGGAGGAAGGACCACCCAUUUGGCUUUGUGGCCGUGCCGACCAAGAACCCCGACGGGACGAUGAACCUGAUGAACUGGGAGUGCGCCAUCCCAGGGAAGAAAGGGACUCCAUGGGAAGGAGGCUUGUUUAAACUACGGAUGCUUUUCAAAGACGAUUACCCGUCCUCACCGCCGAAAUGUAAAUUUGAACCGCCGCUGUUUCACCCGAAUGUGUAUCCUUCAGGCACGGUGUGCCUGUCCAUCCUGGAAGAGGACAAGGACUGGAGGCCGGCCAUCACGAUCAAACAGAUCUUAUUAGGAAUACAGGAACUUCUAAAUGAACCAAAUAUCCAGGAUCCGGCUCAAGCAGAGGCAUACACAAUUUACUGCCAAAACAGAGUGGAGUACGAGAAAAGGGUUCGAGCACAAGCCAAGAAGUUUGCGCCCUCAUAAACAGCGACCUGGUGGCAUCGUCACAAGGAAGGGAUUGGUUUGGCAAGAACUUGUUUACAACAUUUUUGCAAAUCUAAAGUUGCUCUGUACAAUUACUAGUCCCCUGGGGGGGGGGCGGUGCGCCCCAUUUCCGCCGCUGGUAGACAGCUCUCGGUUCGCUGACUUGCCCGGUUUUUCAUACAGGGUCUCUUCCUUCAGUCUUUUGUAUUGUUGAUUGUUAUGUAAAACCUGCUUUUAUUUUAAUAUUGAUGUCAGUAUUUCAACUGCUGUAAAAUUAUAAACUUUUAUACUUGGAUAAACCCCCGAGGAGCUAGUUUCCUCUGCUCUCGGAUGCAGGCAUGCUUCACGACGUUAGCGCUGCCCUUCGCCUCUCGCUGGCUGUGUGGAAAUCACCCUCCCUCCCCCACACUCGUUUUCUCUCUCGCAGAGCCUAGGUUGUGUCGCUUACGAGCCUCAGAGCCAAAGCCAGCCAGCCCCUCGUUUCUGCAGCCCUUCCUUUGUGUUUCUCUGGCGUUUUGUCUGUGUUGCUGUUUAGAGUAAAUAAACUGUUUAUAUAAAGGUUUUGUUGCAUUAUCAUCAUUAAAUGAGUGCAAGCAGGAGGCUGCUGGCCCAUCCAGCCCUCCGGCCACUCAGGGCAGGACUGCAGGCCUGUCAGGUUCCCACACGCCCCUGUGGCCCCAGCCUCUGCCUGCGGGCAGGGGCCCGGCAACCCCGAGUCCAUCUCUCGGCUUCGGGAGGAGCCCAGGCCCUGGGUGGCACUCUCGUUCGGGUUCUUUGUGAACAGCAUUCUGUAUGGAAACGGUGCGUGUCCCCGCUACUGUCCCCUCCACCCUGGUCUGUGGGCUGCAGAGGGCUGGCGGAGUUCAGCUCUGGGGAGAGCAAAUUGGGGUCAGGGCCCUCAGGCACGCGGGUUGGAAGUUGGUGAGGGUACUGCCCUGGGCUGCGAGGCAGGGCCACGGCCCUCCUGCUGCCGGAACCGGUUAGAGCCGACCCAGUGCAGACCCCUUUCCUGGGGCUGGUGGCCCACGAUGCUGGAGGCCUGGCUCUCCCACCUCCUCGGUGGGUUUUCAGAGGGCUUCUGGCACUAGAGCCCCCUUGCUGGGGCAGCCCAGCUCUUCUGAAGUGGGUGAGGGGCUGAGGCUCCUCCCUGGUUCUGCUUGGCGGCUGCCCCCGCCCCUCUGCAGCCUGCCGAGCCCUCCAGGCAGUCUGGUGACUGGUGCCCCCGUUCAGCCGCUCUCUGGGUGCCCGGGGCUCACGGCCCCAGCCUGUGCUGCCCAAGCUGGUGUCCUGUCGGCCACCUGGGACCACUCUGAGCCCAGGCGUUGUGCUGGACGCUGGGGAUGCCCCCAAGAGCCCUUCAGGCCACAGGCUGCGAGUUCUUUCUGGAUCCUGCAGCUUUUUGAAACCAGCCCUUGCCAUUCCCAUUCAAAAGGCUGCUGUGGCCAAGUGGCUCUGUCGGGAAAGGGUUAGGUUAGUAGCCUCGGGGCCACCCUGAGCCCCGGUUUGGCAGCAGGGGUACCGGAUGGAGCCGGGAAGUGGCAGAGGGUGGUGAAGGCCCAAGGAGCCACACAUCCCUCCCGGCCCUGGCUCCCGGUGUCGUGAAAUGGCAUGCACAUGCAGAGUUGUUCUCGGGCCUGGGGGUCAGCACCCACGGAAAGAGCCAGGAACCCCGGGCUCGCUGCCCCAGCUCUGGAGGACCUUUGCUUGCUGGAACUUGGGUCCCCUGUGGCUCAGGGGCCAGGACCAAGGUGGGCAGGAGGGAAGCUGGGUGAAUCCCAGAGGAGCAGCCUGGGCAAGUAGGGUCUGCAUCAGGCUCCUAGGAACACUGGGCAGGCGCAAGUCUUGGUUUGGGAGAUGACUGUGUGUCCAGUGAGAAGCAGGGGCGUGAGGAGCGGGGCAGGCGCUGCCCCCAGGGGCCCAUGAGGCGUGGGCUGGGCUCCCUCGCACUGCUCGGGGAACUAAGUGUGAGUGGGUGGCUUUAGAGGUGGCUUCCAAAGACCCCUAGAGCUGAUACCCCAUCUGGUGGCUUCUGAGGAAUGAGUGCCUUGCCUGCUUGCUUAGCUGCCUAUUUAGCACAUCGCUGAGCUCGCAGGCUCAUGUUCGCAAUGGGCUUGUAACAUGGGACCUUCCCGUGGGUAAUUGAGCCAGAGCGUCAUUUUCAUAGCCCACCGCAGAACGUCUUUUGUAACGACUGAACUCCUUUAGUAACAGUUCCACAUGUAUAUGGUUAAUAUACACGGAAACCUGACGUUUAAUAGUUAAAAUGUUCUAAAGUACUUGGUGUUCCAGUGAGCUGCAGUGACCUGCGCUAAUGACGCUUUCCUUUUGUACCACGGUCCUUGGUCGUGAGCCUUGUCACGUGAGCGCUGCACACUCUGAUCUCCCUGUUGUGACGGACGGGAAGGGAGGGUCCUGCAUGAGGGUCUCACGAUUAGUAAGGAAUUGUGGGCUGUAGAUUAACCCUGUAUCCAAGAACUUCAAAUUAAAAAAUUUCCAGAA
Molecule: messenger RNA, 3135 nt
Organism: Choloepus didactylus (southern two-toed sloth)
Lineage: Eukaryota; Metazoa; Chordata; Mammalia; Pilosa; Megalonychidae
Gene: UBE2I
Product: ubiquitin conjugating enzyme E2 I
Exons: 7
Coding region: 160-636 (158 amino acids)
Biological process (GO): protein sumoylation
Cellular component (GO): nucleus
Molecular function (GO): SUMO conjugating enzyme activity
Source: RefSeq, a predicted model, not a curated record